Actinia tenebrosa (Australian red waratah sea anemone) is the source of this 899-nucleotide messenger RNA. RefSeq names its product cysteine-rich PDZ-binding protein. Gene Ontology annotation, molecular function: microtubule binding; PDZ domain binding. The record is from RefSeq and is a predicted model, not a curated record. Gene Ontology annotation, cellular component: dendrite. Gene Ontology annotation, biological process: cytoplasmic microtubule organization. NCBI's taxonomy places the organism in Eukaryota, Metazoa, Cnidaria, Anthozoa, Actiniaria, Actiniidae.
UUCGAAGCGAGCCCCCAUAUUGUAAGGUCAGCGGUGUCAUUCAUAGUCUACGCAGUCGGUUCGUCAUAUCGUUUUGUCUCGUAGCAUUUUAUCUCCAAAAAACCUUUCAAUUUUACUAAAGAAAUGGUUUGUGAAAAGUGUCAAAAGAAACUUGGAAAGGUUAUCUGCCCAGAUCCAUGGAAGAGUGGUGCCACAAAUAUAACAGAAGGCGGAGGAAGAAAACUUAAUGAAAACAAGCUUUUAACUCAGAAGAAAAACAGGUUUUCACCUUAUGCAGAGUUUAAGAAAUGUAAGAUAUGCAAAGAUACAGUACACCAGAAACACUCACACUAUUGUCAAGGAUGUGCUUAUAAGAAAGGAAUAUGUGCAAUGUGUGGGAAGAAAGUACUAGAUACAUCCAAGUACCGGCAAUCAUCAGCAUGAUGUGAUCAUGAGAAAAGAGUAGAAGUUAGUCUAUUCUACAACAAAAUGUAAUAUAGGCUAUAUCAUUCUUGCAGCAGAGUGGAUAUCUACUGACCAUUGACAAUAACCAUCAACAGUUAGAGUGGAUGUUCAGCAAGUGUCAUCACUGAUUGGUUAAUUUACCAGUAUUUCCAGGCCAUAGAAGGAUUAUUUACAUAUUAUUAAUUAURUAUCUGUAAAGUUACAGCGUAACGUAAAUGUGCCUCACCCCCCUCAAAAGUUUCCAUUUAAGCUAUUUUGGGUCUUAUAGAUACAUUCAGACCAUACAAUUUACAUUGUCUUCUCAAGCCAGACAUGUCAAAUGCUCAGUUGAAGGAUAAGAAAAUAUGUACUGAUCCUCCAAGUUGUAUGCAUAGUUCUGAAGCAUGUUUGUAACAUAUUUGUAAAGUGUAUAUAUAUUACCAAAGACUCAUGAAAUAAAAUUUCAAUAUCUUUUA